This is a messenger RNA of Pungitius pungitius (ninespine stickleback), 2105 nucleotides long. RefSeq names its product LHFPL tetraspan subfamily member 4 protein-like. Gene Ontology annotation, biological process: sensory perception of sound; gamma-aminobutyric acid receptor clustering. The transcript is spliced from 4 exons. Gene Ontology annotation, cellular component: plasma membrane; postsynaptic membrane; inhibitory synapse. Lineage: Eukaryota; Metazoa; Chordata; Actinopteri; Perciformes; Gasterosteidae. Gene Ontology annotation, molecular function: GABA receptor binding. The record is from RefSeq and is a predicted model, not a curated record. Bases 1005 to 1721 code for a protein of 238 amino acids.
GUACAACAUCAGCAUCAUCUUCCGGGGGAGGGAAGGCGCGCAGAGAAACGGAAGGAGGACGACGGAGAAAGAGAGAAAGGGAGAGAGGGGGACAGAGAGGGGGAGAGAGGAGUCACACUGGAUACGGCUUGGACAAGAAAGAAAGAAAGAAAGAAAGAAAGAAAGGAACAUGCUGAUGAUCGAGUCGAGGCGGUGGAGGAUGUCGGAUUUACGAGAGAGGACUGUUGAAAUUUGACAGAGCGAUCCCGUUGAAACCCUGUUCUCGUUUUUUUCCUCUUCUACCUUCUUUUCAGUUUCAUUCCGUUUGAUCCCCGACCCCCUCCCCCCCGAACACGGAAACACGCACACACAUGCUGCGCGGACGCUGAAGGCGAGCAGAGGGGGGGGGGAAAGGAAGGGAAGCACCCCUGGAGAUGCCUCGGUAACGGUAACUGGCUCCACGGCCGCCGCGUCCUCAUCCCACGGAUGGUAAAUAAGAAAGGACACCCCGCAGACCAAUCUGGACUGAUGAAUGAGGAAGUAACGCAGCUUUAACCCCCCCCCCCCCGCACCCUUUCCCCUCACCCACCAAUCCACCCACCCACUGUGAAAUAAAAGAAAAUUCCCGUUUGGAUGGAUUUUUUUUUUUGUUCUCAAUCAUACAUGGCUUAGCCCCGAGGAGACGCGUCUCAGACAGCAAUGUUGAAUCACUGGUCUGGGUCAAUUAUUCAUUAGUGCUGUAGGUAGGUUUUAUUUUUAUUUGUGUAUUGCUUCAAUGUAGCAUUUUGCGCGCACUCACAUUUUCUUUUACAAUGUUUAGCCUUGUGAUAUCCGGCACAUAUUUGCAGGUAGUGUUUUGACCGUGUCCUUAUAAAGGCCUGUUUCUAUAGCCUCAUCAAUCUGUGUAGUAAGGGGGAGCCUUUUUUGAAGAUUUUUUCUUUUAUUAGUAAAAAAAAAAGGAGGAGGACGGCGGGAGGGGGGUGGAAAGAGAGAUACAAGGAGAGAAAGAAAAAAAAAUACCAAACAUGUUGCCUUCCCAAGAAGCCUCCAAGAUCUACCAUGACAACUACAUGCGCAACUCCCGCGCCAUCGGCGUGCUCUGGGCCAUCUUCACCAUCUGCUUUGCCAUCGUUAACGUGGUGGUGUUCAUUCAACCCUACUGGAUCGGCGACAGCGUCAGCACGCCGCAAGCCGGCUACUUCGGCCUCUUCCACUACUGCGUGGGCCCCGGGCCGUCUCCCACCCGGGAGCUCACCUGCUCUGGCAGCUUCGCCGACUUCGGCUCGAUCCCGUCCGGCGCCUUCAAGGCCGCGGCGGUGUUUGUGCUGCUCUCCAUGGUGCUGAUCCUGGGCUGCAUCGCCUGCAUGGCGCUCUUCUUCUUCUGCAACACCUCCACCGUUUACAAGACCUGCGCCUGGAUGCAGCUGCUGUGUGGAGUGUGCCUGGUGCUGGGUUGCAUGAUCUUUCCUGACGGAUGGGAUGCCGAGGUGAUCCGUGACAUGUGCGGUGAGCGGACGGGGAAGUACUCCCUGGGCGACUGCUCUGUACGCUGGGCCUAUAUGCUGGCCAUCAUGGGCAUCCUGGACGCCCUCAUCCUCUCAUUCCUGGCGUUCGUCCUGGGCAACCGGCAGACAGACUUCUAUCUUGAUGAUUUGCAGACAGACAACAGAGAUUUUGCUGUGUCGAGGAUCGAGGUGCGGGACAGAAGGGAGCCGAGGUACGGAGUGCAGCGUCUUCACUGAGGGCCGGAAGGGCACGGGACAUAAAUCCUCUCCUCUUCUCUUCGUCCGCUCCACGCUCCUUUUUCUCUCGGCUACAAUGAUCAGGACAUCAGCCCUAAUCAUAACGCAGACACCGUGUAGAGGAUUCUGUAAGAUAAAAAAACUAAAACAAACAACUAAAACACAGUGGUAUUAACUAUAUUUUCAACAACAACAAAAAGGUUGUACUGUGCAUUUAAAACGUGACUUUCUCGAUGAACACUUUUAUGUUGAAAAGAGAAGUAGGAGAUUUACUGUAUUUAAAGUCUUUAUUUGUGUGGGAAAUCCAGUCCUUAAGAUGAAAAACCAUCGUCCAUGUAUGAUUUACACCAAUUCAUUCAAACAUUGUUAUUUAAUGACUUGUGA